AUGUCUGACAAUGUUGGACUCUCGACACCCAGAGGAAGUGGGACAUCUGGAUAUGUCCAACGAAACCUAGCACACCUCAAGCCGCGCGAUCGAGCAGCCCCCUACAAUACCAAAGACCUCGAUAGCUUCAAGCAUCGGCAACGACAACCGGACAAGGAGAUUCUGGAGCACGAUCGCAAGCGCGAAGUCGAAGUAAAGGUCUUCGAACUGCGCGACCAGUUAGAAGACGAAGGAGUUGACGAGGAUGAGAUUGAUAAACGUUGCGAUGUCUUACGAAAAGAACUGCAAGCCAAGAUGAACAAGGGAGAUAGGGGUGCGGCACCGAGGAAACCACUCAAGGCGCAUCAAGUUCACGAACUAGCCGAUGCGAAGAUCAAGGAGAGUGAGCGGUUACGAAAUGCAUUGAAGAUAAGCAAGGACUACGAGGAAGGAAGCCACUGGAAGCGGCAAGAGGAAAGGCUAAGGAAAGCCGCGGAAAGGGACUCCUCUACUCAGAACAACAGAGAUUAG
Daldinia childiae is the source of this 510-nucleotide messenger RNA. RefSeq names its product Pre-mRNA-splicing factor CWC21. The transcript is spliced from 2 exons. The record is from RefSeq and is a predicted model, not a curated record. The coding region runs from base 1 to 510 and encodes 169 amino acids. NCBI's taxonomy places the organism in Eukaryota, Fungi, Ascomycota, Sordariomycetes, Xylariales, Hypoxylaceae.